GCUAGAGCGGCCAGGAAGAACACAGCCUUCAGAGCGACAGCUUUGAGCUAUGCCGCAAGACCCAUUUCAGAUUCUGACUGCCUGAACUGUAAAAUAAUGACUUUGUGUUGCUUUCAGCCUCCGCGGUAAUUUAUAACAACAGCCAUAGGAAAGUACAGAACUGGUCAGGUUAGGUAAAAGAGCGCCUGCUUCAUUUAUUUAAAAAUACUGAAAACUUUCCAAGGGCAAAACAUUGUGUCAAGUGCCCAUGAAUGUGGGUAACAGGUACUGCAGAAAGACAGGAGGGUGGUACCCAGGCUAGGACAAAGAUGAGGAAUUUCAGUCCACUGUGGUGGUAUUGGGAUUCCUGUUCUCUUCACUCUACAAACUGCUACUUUUUGUGGCCGAGACUCAGGUAAGGGUCUGAUUCAUCACUUCCCUCCAAUUCCAGAAAAACAAUGGAAGGUAAGCCUAGUCUCCCCCUCAUCCUGGAGGUUUCUGUUAAUUUCCUGAGGUUACAAAUGUACACAGCAUCAGCGAAUCUCAGCCAAGGCGAUAAACUUCAAUCGGCCACAAGAGUGUGCCUGUGAGAUGCCCGCAUUUUUUUCCCCCUUCCUGCCAAACCAGAAUUAGCCGGUAUAGGAAUGAGCCAGCGUGGAGAUCUGAAAUUGCACCGAUUGGAAGGAAGCUCGGGGUAGGCUCGGAUAGCUCCAAAACGCACCCUUUUAAAAGCCGCCCGGACCGAGGCAUCCAGAUCGAAGCUCGGCGGAACGUUCACCUGGCCCGGCCGCGCGGAGGGCGAGCGGGGAGUCCCGCACCGAGCGCACCAAACAGGGCGCAGAGCCCGGGCACCGCUUCUCCAGGAUGCUGGGAGACACUGCCAUCCACCCCCACGCCCCGCGGCCCUGGGAGCUCCGAGCCCAGCUGCGAGUGCGCGGGUCGAGGCCGGGAGCCGAGUGAGGCCGCAGCCCCGUCGGCUGCGCGCGAAAACCUUGGAAAAUGUAUACCAGCCAUGAAGAUAUCAGAUAUGACUUUGAAGAUGACCCCAAGGAAAAGAAGACCCUGAAGCCCCACCCGGACGUUGAUGGCGGGUGGGCAUGGAUGAUGGUCCUUUCCUCGUUCUUUGUGCACAUCCUCAUCAUGGGCUCGCAGAUGGCGCUGGGAGUCCUGAACGUGGAGUGGCUCGAAGAGUUCCACCAGAGCCGUGGCCUGACUGCCUGGGUCAGCUCCCUGAGCAUGGGCAUCACCUUGAUUGUGGGACCUUUCAUCGGCUUGUUCAUUAACACCUGCGGAUGCCGCCAGACAGCAAUCAUCGGAGGGCUGGUGAACGCCCUUGGCUGGGUGUUGAGUGCCUAUGCGGCAAAUGUGCACUGUCUCUUUAUUACCUUCGGAGUGGCAGCUGGCCUGGGCAGUGGGAUGGCCUACCUGCCUGCAGUAGUCAUGGUGGGAAGGUAUUUUCAGAAAAGACGAGCCCUAGCCCAGGGCCUCAGUACCACAGGAACUGGAUUUGGUACAUUCCUGAUGACCGUGUUGCUUAAGUACCUCUGUGAGGAGUACGGAUGGCGAAAUGCCAUGUUCAUCCAAGGUGCCGUGUCCCUGAACCUGUGUGUCUGUGGGGCCCUCAUGAGGCCCCUGGCGCCUGUGAAGGGAGGAAGCCACCCCACAACAGAGGAUCCCGGCACCCUGCGGCCUCACUCUACUGAAUCUGUGAAGUCAGGAGCACAACCAGGCAUCGCAGAGGAGCAGGACGGCAGGCCUGGGCCCGAGGAGAGAGACUGCGACCUUCCAGCUCAGGAGUGCCAGGGUCAGGCCCCGCCCAGAAAGAACUUGUGUGCUCUCCGGGUCCUGAAGACGCUGAGCCAGCUCACCCUGAGAGUCCGGAGGGGCUUCCGGGACUGGUACUCUGGCUAUUUUGGGACGGCCUCGCUCUUCACCGACCGCAUGUUUGUAGCUUUUAUUUUCUGGGCUCUGUUCGCGUACAGCAGCUUCGUGAUCCCCUUUAUCCAUCUCCCAGAAAUCGUCAAUUUGUACAACUUGUCGGAGCAGAACGACGUGUUCCCUCUGACCUCGAUUAUAGCAAUAGUGCACAUCUUCGGGAAGGUGAUCCUGGGCGCGGUGGCCGACCUCCCCUGCAUCAGCGUCUGGAACGUCUUUCUCAUCGCCAACUUCACCCUGGUCCUCAGCAUUUUCGUUCUGCCUUUGAUGCACACUUACGCCGGCCUGGCGGUCAUCUGCGCCCUCAUCGGAUUUUCCAGCGGGUACUUCUCCCUGAUGCCCGUGGUGACAGAGGACCUGGUAGGCAUCGAGCACCUGGCCAACGCCUACGGCAUCAUCAUCUGCGCCAACGGCAUCUCUGCCUUGCUGGGACCGCCCUUUGCAGGAUGGAUCUUUGACAUCACACAAAAAUACGAUUUUUCCUUUUAUGUAUGUGGUCUGCUUUACAUGGUAGGAAUACUCUUUUUACUCAUUCAACCUUGUAUUCAGAUGAUAGAACAAUCCAGAAGAAAAUGCAUAGACGGUGCACAUGUUUAGCAUUGUGUAGCAUUUCCAGUGAGCUUUGUGAGACUUUCUUCUUGUGUGAACCUCACCAGGUUGCUAGAGGAGUGCUUAGAGGAAAACCGGCAGCAUCUCCUGUAAAUGCCGUGUCAUCACUUCGUUUGUCAUUUUGGGGUUUUCUUUUACUUUGUUUGUAUUUUGUUUUUUCAAACAGGGUCUCCCUGUAGCCCCA
Messenger RNA from Nannospalax galili (Upper Galilee mountains blind mole rat), 2707 nucleotides. RefSeq names its product solute carrier family 16 member 14 (gene Slc16a14). The record is from RefSeq and is a predicted model, not a curated record. Lineage: Eukaryota; Metazoa; Chordata; Mammalia; Rodentia; Spalacidae. Gene Ontology annotation, biological process: transmembrane transport; monocarboxylic acid transport. The transcript has 5 exons. Bases 979 to 2511 code for a protein of 510 amino acids. Gene Ontology annotation, molecular function: monocarboxylic acid transmembrane transporter activity.